AUGUUGACCCAGGAAGAAGACAUGUGGGCCAAGGAAGAGGGAUUACUGGUCUGGAAAGAGAGAAAGUUGUCCCAAGAAGAGAUGGAGUUGGAUGAGGAAGAGGAGGAACUAGCCAGGAAAAAGGAGGAACAGACUAGGGAAGAAGAGGAAUUGGCCUGCAAAGAGGAAGAGCUGGCCUGGGAAGAGGAAGAACUGGCCUGGGGAGAUGAGGAAAUGGCCUGGGAAGAGGAGGAGAUGCCCUGGGAAGAGGAGGAGAUGGUCUGGGAAGAGGAGGAGAUGGCCUGGGAAGAGGAGGAGAUGGCCUGGGAAGAGGAGGAGAUGCCCUGGGAAGAGGAGGAGAUGAUCCAAAAAAAGAAAAAACAAGCUAGGAAAGAGGAUGAACAGGAGAAACAAGACCAGAAAGAAAGGCAGGCUCAGAAAGAGGAGAAAGAGGCUGAGGAGUAUAAACAACCAGCCUUGGAAAAACAGAAACCAGACCUAAAAGAGGAGGAAAAGGUUGGAGCAAUGGAAAAAUUGUCAAAACAAAAAGAUAAAGAGGCCUGGAAAGAAGAGAGGAAAGCUUGGAAAGAGAAGAGAAGGUCAAAGAAACAGGAAAAGAUAACUGAGGGGAAGAAACAACAGCCUUGGAAAAAAGAGAAGCUGGAGUUAGAAGAGAAAGAACAAGCUGGAGAGAUGGAUAAAUGGUCACAAGAAGAAAAGAAACAGACAACCGAGAAACAAAAACAGUGGACCAGGGAAAAAGAGAAACAGACACAGAAAGAGAGAAUAAGGGGUCAGAAAGAGGAGAAGUGGUCUCAGAAGGAGGAGAAAAAGGUUGAACAGAUAAAACAACGGACCUGGGAUAAACAGAAAUUGUCCUUCAAAGAGGAGGAGCAGGCUAGUGAAAUGGAGAAACAAUCCCAGGAACAAGGGGAAGAGAUCAAGGGCAAAAAGGAAAGGUUGGAGAAGAAGACACAGCCCAUCUCCAAAAAAAAGGAAGACAUACCUCAAUGGGAAACAUUUGUGGCCCUGUUCUAUGUCUUGCGGAUGUUGCAGCAGCGAUAUGCAAAAGACAGUACUACUUGGAUGGAACAGUUCUACCAGCUCAUGGACCUGUACCAACUUAAGUCCCCUCGAAUCCAGAGACUACUAUUAGAGUUGCUACACAGAGAGAAACCUCAACCCCAAGAGACAACCUACAAUGAGGCCUUGAAGACCAAGAAGCUAGUACUUG
This is a messenger RNA of Orycteropus afer afer, 1213 nucleotides long. The record is from RefSeq and is a predicted model, not a curated record. Lineage: Eukaryota; Metazoa; Chordata; Mammalia; Tubulidentata; Orycteropodidae.